AUGUCGAAGAAGAAAUCAAAAGCACAAAAGAAGAAAUUCUUUUCUCAACCGAAAAAUAGGAAAAGGGUGUUUAAAAAGAAGGAAAAGCCAGCAGUUGUUCCUAAGGUGGAUUCACAUCUGCGAAAACGUGGAGCUUUUCAGGUGCUCGUGCCGUUGGAUUGCGGCACCAUACCUCAUUGUUCCCAUGGUCCAUGCUUGUUAUUUGGCGAGAGGGUAGACGGAGUGAUCAAAUCACGAUUCUUCGCCUGCGCCGUAUAUAGAUGUGACCCAACUGCAUGCCCUUACAAAGCAGAGCUCGACGAAAUUAACAACAUCGUAAAAGUUGAAGGGGAAGCUGGUCAAUCGAUGAUAACAAAAAAUAGUAAGGAAUGUGACACCAAAGACAAAGCUAUUCGUUAUGGAUUUAUACCGAAAAAGCUCAAAGAGAUUCCGAAGUCAUCAACGUUGGUGUUCUGCCAUGAAUGUGUCGAUGUUUUCGAAACAAAACACAAGUGUCCGUCUGAAGUCGUAACAAGAGCCCAACUACGGUUUCCAUCCAGGCUUCUGCAUGCUCGAGAAUCUGAAAGUGGAGAAGCUCAAUUUUUCUUCUCCGAUGAAGCGCUCUCAGUACUUUCUGAGGCAGUUGAACGAUCUGGUGUAGACGGUGUGUUAUGCCUUGGGGCACCAAGAGCUCAUUUCUACCCUGCACGUCAGUUUGGACAGUACAGCAUGCUUGUCGAUUACUUCUUCGACACGAAAACCGUAGCAAAGCUCGAUGGAUUCUUUGCAGAAUGUGAAACUGUUCUACUUGUAUGCGAUCCACCCUUCGGAGUUUUCGUAGAACCUCUCAUGAGAAGCAUUGAUGCACUGAAACGGCGUCAUAAAGAAGCUCGCGGCGAUAAAUGUGCGACAUUCUAUGGAUGUAUAGCUAUCCCAAUGUUUGUAGGCAAACACAUCCUACGAACGGAUAAAAGCUAUUGGAUGAGUGACUAUAGGGUUACGUAUGACAACCACAAGGUUUUCGCUAAACCUUCGAAAACUACCGUUAGAUUUUUCACGAAUCUAAGUCCGAACAUGCUUGAUUUGUCUACUAUCGAAGGAUACAAGUUCUGCGAGUUUUGUGAACGGCACGUUGCAAAAGAUAACAAACACUGCUUCAUGUGCUCGUUCUGCACGUCAAAGGACGGAUCACCAUAUAAACACUGUGAACGUUGCAUGCGAUGUGUGAAAAUAAGCUAUCGUCACUGCAAAAAGUGUGAACGUUGUCAUUUGGAAGGACGUUGUUCCGCAAAGGAUGAGAACGAUCGGGAUGUUUGA
Molecule: messenger RNA, 1296 nt
Organism: Necator americanus (New World hookworm)
Lineage: Eukaryota; Metazoa; Nematoda; Chromadorea; Rhabditida; Ancylostomatidae
Exons: 11
Coding region: 1-1296 (431 amino acids)
Biological process (GO): rRNA methylation
Cellular component (GO): cytoplasm; nucleolus
Molecular function (GO): rRNA (adenine-N6-)-methyltransferase activity
Source: RefSeq, a predicted model, not a curated record